Molecule: messenger RNA, 3024 nt
Organism: Drosophila kikkawai
Lineage: Eukaryota; Metazoa; Arthropoda; Insecta; Diptera; Drosophilidae
Product: fibulin-1
Molecular function (GO): calcium ion binding
Source: RefSeq, a predicted model, not a curated record
CUCAAGCGUGCCGUACAUGUGCUCAAGAACUCGGAAGAUUCAUUCGUGUUUAUUUCUCUCACUGAAAGGUUCAGCCUCCCGUCCCGGCUUCCUUAAAUAAUUAAUUCAUUAUUUUAUUUUGAUUUCGAAUACAGUGAAUACUUAAUUCUGUCGCAGCAAAGAUAUGAUAAGUAAAUUCUUUUGGAUUUUGUGUACAAUAUUAAUAGCUGGGCAACAUGUCUCGUUGGUGGCAUCGGCUGGUGACAUUUCGGAAUAUAUUCGAAAAUGCUGCAUAAGUGGACUUCGCAAUGCCCGCACUUCGGGCUCUUGUGCCACCAAGGAUAUGGCUCCAGCGGUAAUCCCACAACUCUGGCUUGGGCUCUGCCACUCCACCUUCGAGGUGUGCUGCUCUCGGGAAUUGGAUCAUCAGAAUUGUGAGCUUGGUCGUUUGGCUGCCUUGGACGGAACCCGCUGUGAUGGUGGAGAGAAUGUCACCUCCCAUAGUGCUUUUGCCACAUGCUGCCGAUCCUGUCAAAUUGGUUUGGCCGUCAAGGCCAGCAAAGUGAACUGCAAGGAUCCUUUAUUCUCCUUUAUAUCCGCCAUUGAAUCGUACCGAGACUGCUGUUACGAAGAUGGUUCUCCCUCAUCGGGUUCGGAGUCUAGUUCUAUAAAAAGUAAUGACACUAACCCUCUGGGCCUUGAUGAUAAUGAAAAUAAGGUAAUUCCUGAAACGGAAACGGAUCCGGAAUCGGAAUCGGACCCAGAUGAGGAGGGUACAAUUGUACUAACUGGUGAUGAUGACAUUUGUGGCAAAAUCCCCAAUCUCUGUGCCCACAUCUGCGAGAACACCUUUGAUGCCUAUCAGUGCAAGUGCCACGACGGCUUUAAGCUGGAUUCUAACAAUGUCACCUGCUCUGCUUUACCUGCUGGAGAAGCCAACAACAAAGUGUGUCCCAGUGGCUAUGAUCUGGAUGAGCUUGAAAGCAAGUGCAUUGACAUUGAUGAGUGCAAGGAAUUAUCUCACGAUUGCAAAAUAUCUCAAUAUUGUCACAAUACAAUUGGCGGCUAUCAUUGUUUGAAUGUGAAAGCUAAGGAAUGUCCAGAAGGACAGCAUUAUGAUGGUGAAUUGGAUGAGUGUAAAGUUUCCAAAACAGCUUACUCUACGGAAAUCAGAAAACAACCAUCUUGUGACGAUGGCUUCAAUCUGAAGGAUGGCAGCUGUACGGAUAUAGACGAGUGUGCCGACAAUGCUACCAAUAACUGUCAUAGCAUUCCCCACCAGGAGUGCAGGAACACCCUGGGCAGCUACCUCUGCCACUGCAAGGUGGGCUUCAAUCUGGAUGCCACCUCCAAUGAGUGCGUGGACAUUAAUGAAUGCUCGAUUAACAACCACAACUGCCUGCCAACGCAGAGGUGUGACAACACGAUUGGAUCAUAUAUAUGCACGCGCCUUCAAAGUUGCGGCACUGGCUACACGUUGAACGCGGAGACUGGGAACUGUGAUGAUGACGACGAGUGUUAUUUGAAAACGCACAACUGUCCGUAUAACUAUGACUGCUACAAUACCAAAGGAUCGUUUCGUUGUUAUAGGAAAACCACCACCACACGUUAUACUACAACACCAUCAACAACCACUACUACUACAACUACAGUGAAACCUUACUCUUGGGAAACAAGAUAUCCUGCUGCCAACUAUGGCACCUCUUCGAGAACGCAAUUGGAUUGCUCUUCUGGUUUUUACAGAGACAGCUAUGGGGCUUGUGUUGACAUAAAUGAGUGCUUGAGAAGCAAUCCUUGUGGCAGCCAUCAGCGUUGCAUCAAUACCAAUGGACACUAUCGCUGCGAGAGUCUUUUACAGUGUUCGCCAGGAUACAAAUCCACAGCGGAGGGAACGUCCUGUGUUGACAUCGAUGAGUGCGCAACUGGCGAGCACAACUGUGGUGAAAGACAAAUCUGCCGAAAUCGUAACGGUGGCUAUGUCUGUGCCUGUCCUACAGGACAUGAACUCAAGCGUCUCUCUGCCGGCAGCAACACAUGUGUGGACAUCAACGAAUGUGCCCUGGAUCAGCGUGUAUGUCCUUCGAAUGCCCAGUGCUUCAAUACCAUUGGAUCCUUCUAUUGCGAGUGCAAGACGGGCUUCCAGAAGAGACCCGACGAUGAUAAUAACACUCAAUGCUUCGAUAUUGACGAGUGUCAAGUCCUCACGGGUCUGUGUCAGCAGAAGUGCAUCAAUUUCUGGGGCGGCUACAGGUGUACCUGCAACUCGGGUUACCAAUUGGGACAGGAUAAUCGCACCUGCAACGAUAUCAACGAGUGUGAAGUUCACAAGGAUUACAAGCUGUGCAUGGGGACCUGCAUCAAUACUCCCGGUUCCUAUCAAUGCUCAUGUCCUCGUGGCUAUACUUUAUCAGCAGAUGGAAGCACAUGCCGGGAUAUAGAUGAGUGUACCACCGAGACGGGCAGUCAUGUGUGCACUGGUCGUAAUGAUAUUUGCACAAAUACCCGAGGUAGCUACAAGUGUACAACAAUUAAUUGUCCCCAUGGAUACACCAUUGACCAGGAGCAGAAAAACCGAUGCCGUCAGAAUAGUAACUUUUGCGACGGAGAAGACUGCUACACUAAGCCUUCAGCUUAUACGUACAAUUUCAUUACCUUUGUCUCCAAGCUGAUGAUCCCUCCAGAGGGUCGUCCCAUUUUCACGCUCAGAGGCCCUUUGUGGUACGAUAACAUCGAUUUUGACCUCAAAAUUGUUCGUAUCCAAACAACCAACAAUGUUCAGAAGGCCACCGAUGCCAAUUUCGACACUUUAAAGAACAACAAUCAGGUAAAUGUCCUGUUAAAGCAAUCUCUGGAGGGUCCGCAGGAUAUUGAGCUGGAGCUGAGUAUGACAGUGUUCACCAACGGCAUGCCGCGCGGAAAGAGUGUUGCAAAACUAUUUUUAUUCGUUUCGCAGCACACAUUCUAGUACCUGAGCGAGAGAACAUUUUUGUACAUCAAAUUUUUUAUUUAAGAGCAUUAAUAAAUACUGAGAUGCCGUUGAAAUAA